AAAUAUUUUGUAGAUUUCUCUCUUACUAGGAUUUCAGAACUGAUGUUUGGAGCAUCAGUACCAGAAAAGCCUAUAAUUAAUAUUAAAGUUAUAGAAAAAACUGGUAGAAGAAAUCUACCUAUUUUGCAAGAAGAGGAAACGUUUAGAAUUUUUGAAAACCCUGAUUUGGUAAAACCAGUAGUGACUAUCGUAGAUGGAAAGAAACUAACAACAGAAUUUGUUUUACUCGAACUAGCAGCUAUUGAAAGGAAAGUUAAUGCAGAGAUUGAAUCAGAAAGUUGUACACCGAUAAUCAACAAGCUAGUCUUGACCACGAGGGAAUUAAUGCUGAAUGUUAUAAUGGUUCUACAAACGAUUUUCGAUGCCAUGAAAAAUGAUGACAUUCGGGACAUGAAUGAUUUAUAUUUUUCUAAAAUUUAUAAAGAUCACAAUAUUUGCAUCAAGUCCGAAUGUGAGGCAGAUGCUUGGCAUAAAGGAGAGCGUGGUAUUGAGGCAAGAAGAUUACUAGGUGCACUUUCGCAUAUCAGCUGGGAAUCAUCAUAUUUGAGCAGUUAUUUGGCAGGAAAGUCCCCAUUACACACGCGUAAUGAUGAAUGUUACAAUCGUUACUUACCACAAAUGAUACAUUAUAACGCAUGGCCAAAGAAAAACCAUGAUUUCGAAAUGCUUGAAAUAAUAAAGGAAUGUGUCACUUUAAUAGGGCUUGUUAGAAGAUCUCAUCAGUUUACAGGUCUUAUAAGAGCUAUUAUGAAAGUAUUGUGUAAUGUACAAGAGAAAGUGGGUUACUGUGAAAAAGGGUUGGAAUAUGUUUGCCUAAUAUUCAAAGAACUGGUUUUCUCGAGACCACUGUCUCUUUGUUAUGCACUAUUAACUCAUUUCGUAAUGGUUUUUAGUAAAUGCGUUGUAUUCAUUCCAAAACUCUGUAGGGGUUCACGUAAGUAUAAACUAUGUAUGAGAAAAGAAGUUUUUUUAGUACUAAUUAUUGUUAUUUUAACAGAAUCAAUAGCAAUAAAGAACUGGAAAGGAUUUUUACAUUUUACACCAGAUGCUUGUGUUUUACAAAUUCUUAUAAUCCAAAUGGAACAUUUUCAUCCGGACUUUCUCACUACUUUAAAUAUGACACAUGCGUUAAUAUCUUCUAUACGAUAUAUACUACAGAACAAUAAUCUAUUGAGAGCCGAAAGUUUAGAAUCGUGCAACUGUUAUAAGAAACUAUUGCAAUUUACAAUUAAUAUGCUGGGAAAAUGCUGUGAAACCAGAUCAAUUGUAAUUGAUAACGUCAAGUGGCAAAAUUCGCUUUACAUUUCCAAGUGUUAUGCUUUGAAAAAAAUUAAUUAUAAAGAUUAUGUAUGUCAAUUAAAAUAUAAUGUACCAAAUACGGAAAAAUAUUCAGUAGAAACAUACCCGGAGAAGUUAGAUCAGAAUUUUUGGUAUAGCGUCAGGAAAACCCAACACCAAGUGUUGAGAGAAGGCAUCAGAUUUUUAUGUCAUCUCAUGAUUUGCGAUCCCUACUUUGUUACUCAAUCACCUGACAUUGAAGAUUCGUUUCAUUUAUUUAUAAGAAAUAUUACUUUCUUCAACGAUUUAAUACUUCAUGAGAACGAACGAGAAACAUUGGAACGAAUAAAAUCUACAUAUAUUGUUGAUAAAGGUAUACAAAAUGAGAUCGAAGCGCAACAUAAAAAUACAUGUGUCACUCAGUUGAGUAUGGCCAAUUUUAAAAAAAAAGUUAUUCCUGCAGUAAGAAAUUAUUCUGGAAUGACAGAGAAUUUUGAUAGAAUACACAUGGCUAUUAAAGCGUUAUAUAAUUUUAAAGUAGAAUUUAAGGAUAAUUAAAUGUAUCACAUUCUGGAGAUUUGUUUCUUAAUGUUUAUAUGUACAAUUCUUUGUAAACUUUUUGUGAGGUAUAAAGAAAAAAAAUAUAUAAAGACAAGAAAUCGUAUAAUUCA
Dinoponera quadriceps is the source of this 1949-nucleotide messenger RNA. RefSeq lists its product as uncharacterized. The coding region runs from base 43 to 1836 and encodes 597 amino acids. The record is from RefSeq and is a predicted model, not a curated record. NCBI's taxonomy places the organism in Eukaryota, Metazoa, Arthropoda, Insecta, Hymenoptera, Formicidae. The transcript has 7 exons.